AAAAAAAAAAAAAAAAAGAAAAGAAAGAAAUGGGAAAAAGAGAUGCUGCUUGGAUUUUGGAGAAAGCACAUGAUUCUCAUGUGUGUCCUGAGAAAGUUAUUACAUCCAUUUCAGCGAGCUGGGGCCCAUUUGAACCAUUCCUAGAGUCAGGCUGUAUGAGUAUUUGGGAGAUUUGGACACUGGCCGUGUGACACAACCCUUGGGGGUCGGGUGGCUUCCAAACCCUGUUGGGGGCAAGCUUUGCAGGAAGUGAUGUGGUGUCAGUGUUGCAGUACAUUGGCAGCUGUCAGUCAGAGAUGUAGUUGCAAGGUGAUAAACACCAAGAACUUAGGGGAAGUCUAAAGAGUAUUUUGGCCUGAUGCCAUGAACACAGUGCCAGCUAGAUAGUAAGCUUUCCAUAAAUGGUAGCUCGCCCUAAGUUGAGAUACAUAUUAAUUUCACUUUGAAAUGUACUAACUUUACUUCUGAGAAAUAUGGUAAUGUCUGUCCUGGCUGAACCUGUUGGUUAAGUAUUGCCAAAGAUUUACCGCUCUAAAAUUAAAGUUAUGAUUUUAGAUAGUUCCCGACCUGUGGUUGACUUAAACAUAUGGAUUGUAUGAAUCUGUUUUCUUGCUUAGUUUAUUUAGGAUAUAUUUGGAUACAUUAGGAAGUAACAUUGCCCAAAACUAGGGCAGUCUAUGGAUAUGGAAAGUUCUGGGGACUUUUUAAUAAUUUUCUGAUUUGGGUGUCUUUUUAUACCUGCCUUUGAAAUAUGAUGGGGAUAAAACUAUUUCAUUCAUGCUUUAUGGAGCAGGAACUUAGGGCCCUUAUCAUGGCUCAUUCAUCUGUUCGGAGGGAUUGGUUUUUCACUGGGAGUGCUGGCCCUGCCCCAGGGCCGUCAGUGGGAAAGCAGGAAGCUUUGUGCAUGAAUCCUUAUUGCUAUCUCAGCUUUCACAGAAGCCAGACAAACACACCCUUGGUGAAACAGUGGCUUUACACCAGAUGGGGUGUGGUCAUCUGUCAGCAUGUCCCAGCUACAAUCAGCUGUGAGCCAGAGAGUCCAUCUCAAGGUCACCCCCCUUCAGUCAUGCUUCUGCACUCCGUGGAGGGCAGACAGUGCUCAAGAAGAAUUUCCUGGAAGGAACACUGUCUGUCCACUCUGCAGCAGUAUCCUACAUCUUCAAGACGGCUGCUUGCUGCUGAAUUGCGGUUUUUAAAAAAAUAAUUGUCAAGACAAGAAACAUUCCUAUGAAAUUUGUCACUGAGCCUUCGUGGAAGGAUGAGGUCUAGAGCAUUGCUCAUCACAUCACAGUGGCCUCAGAGGACCGGCAGUAGAGACGCCUGUCUGAUCCGAGUACCAAGAACCAAGAACUCCUGUGCUUCCUUUGAACCAUCAAGAUUUGGACAUUGUGAAUUUUACAACUGCCAUGUUUUUCCUAUUUGACUUGGCUAUUAUAAAGCUUACUGUUAAAUGGAGCUAGGUUUUUGGCACAUUCUCAUAGACUUAGAUGAAACUGUGAUGGCCACCGCAGGGGGCAGGUGCUGACAUCGUCCCCAGCCCUGUGGCUGUUCAUCCAGACAUCAUUUCCAACCUCAAUAUCUAAAUGCCACAGUGCUUUUGGAGCAAGCCGGGCUGGGGACCACUGUUGCCUUUUAAGACCAUAAAACCAUGGGAAACGCAGAAAGUCAACAUGUAGAGCACGAGUUUUAUGGAGAAAAGCAUGUCAGCCUGGGGCGCAAGCACACCUCCCGCUCCCUGCGCCUCUCGCACAAGACGCGGAGGACCAGGCACGCUUCCUCGGGGAAGGUGAUCCACAGGAACUCUGAAGUGAGCACCCGAUCCAGCAGCACCCCCAGCAUCCCCCAGUCCCUGGCUGAAAAUGGCCUGGAGCCCUUCUCCCAAGAUGGUACCCUAGAAGACUUCGGGAGCCCCAUCUGGGUGGACCGAGUGGACAUGGGCUUGAGACCUGUGUCUUACACUGACUCUUCUGUCACUCCCAGCGUAGACAGCAGCAUCGUCCUCACAGCAGCCUCUGUGCAGAGCAUGCCAGACUCUGAGGAGAGCAGGCUUUACGGGGAUGACGCUACAUAUUUGGCUGAGGGAGGCAGGAGGCAGCAUUCCUAUACAUCCAAUGGGCCCACUUUCAUGGAGACGGCGAGCUUUAAGAAGAAACGCUCCAAAUCUGCAGACAUCUGGCGGGAGGACAGCCUGGAAUUCUCACUCUCUGAUCUGAGCCAAGAACAUUUAACAAGCAACGAAGAAAUCUUGGGUUCCGCUGAAGAGAAGGACUGUGAGGAGGCUCGGGGGAUGGAAACGCGGGCGAGUCCGCGGCAGCUCAGCACCUGUCAGAGAGCCAAUUCCUUGGGUGACUUGUAUGCUCAGAAAAACUCUGGAGUGACAGCAAACGGGGGGCCAGGGAGCAAAUUUGCAGGCUACUGUCGGAAUUUGGUGUCUGAUAUCCCCAAUCUUGCAAACCAUAAGAUGCCACCAGCUGCUGCUGAAGAGACUCCUCCGUACAGUAAUUAUAACACACUUCCCUGUAGGAAAUCUCACUGUCUCUCUGAAGGUGCCACCAACCCACAAAUUAGCCAUAGCAACAGCAUGCAAGGCAGAAGAGCUAAAACAACUCAGGAUGUUAAUGCAGGCGAGGGCAGUGAGUUUGCAGACAGUGGGAUUGAAGGGGCCACUACCGACACGGACCUCCUGUCUAGGCGAUCUAAUGCCACCAACUCCAGCUACUCACCCACCACAGGCCGGGCCUUUGUGGGCAGCGACAGCGGCAGCAGCUCCACCGGGGAUGCGGCUCGUCAGGGUGUGUACGAGAACUUCCGGCGGGAGCUGGAGAUGAGCACCACCAACAGCGAGAGCCUGGAGGAGGCCGGCUCGGCGCACAGCGAUGAGCAGAGCAGCGGCACCCUGAGCUCCCCGGGCCAGUCGGACAUCCUGCUGACCGCCGCGCAGGGCACGGUGCGCAAGGCCGGCGCCCUGGCCGUCAAGAACUUCCUGGUGCACAAGAAGAACAAGAAGGUGGAGUCAGCCACCCGGAGGAAGUGGAAGCACUACUGGGUGUCCCUGAAAGGAUGCACGCUAUUUUUCUACGAGAGCGACGGCAGGUCUGGGAUAGACCACAACAGCAUCCCCAAACACGCCGUCUGGGUGGAGAACAGCAUUGUGCAGGCGGUGCCCGAGCACCCCAAGAAGGACUUUGUCUUCUGCCUCAGCAAUUCCCUGGGUGAUGCCUUCCUUUUUCAGACCACUAGCCAGACGGAGCUUGAAAACUGGAUCACCGCCAUCCACUCUGCCUGUGCCACUGCGGUCGCAAGGCACCACCACAAGGAAGACACGCUCCGACUCCUGAAAUCAGAGAUCAAAAAACUGGAACAGAAGAUUGACAUGGAUGAAAAGAUGAAGAAAAUGGGUGAAAUGCAGCUGUCUUCAGUCACUGACUCAAAGAAAAAGAAAACAAUAUUAGAUCAGAUCUUUGUCUGGGAGCAAAAUCUCGAGCAGUUCCAGAUGGACCUGUUUCGUUUCCGCUGUUAUUUAGCCAGCCUUCAGGGUGGGGAGUUGCCAAACCCCAAAAGGCUUCUUGCUUUUGCAAGUCGACCAACGAAAGUGGCCAUGGGCCGCCUUGGAAUCUUUUCCGUAUCAUCAUUUCAUGCCCUGGUGGCAGCACGUACUGGUGAAACUGGAGUGAGAAGACGUACUCAGGCCAUGUCCAGAUCCGCGAGCAAGCGAAGGAGCAGGUUUUCUUCUCUGUGGGGUCUGGAUACUACCUCCAAAAAGAAGCAGGGACGCCCAAGCAUCAAUCAGGUGUUUGGAGAGGGAACCGAAGCCGUAAAGAAAUCUUUAGAGGGAAUAUUUGAUGACAUUGUUCCAGAUGGCAAGAGGGAGAAAGAAGUGGUCUUACCUAAUGUUCACCAGCACAACCCUGACUGCGACAUUUGGGUCCACGAGUAUUUCACUCCAUCCUGGUUCUGUCUGCCCAAUAAUCAGCCUGCCCUGACAGUCGUCCGGCCAGGGGACACUGCACGGGACACCCUGGAGCUGAUUUGCAAGACACAUCAACUGGAUCAUUCUGCUCAUUACCUGCGCCUGAAAUUUCUAAUAGAAAACAAAAUGCAGCACUAUGUUCCACAGCCCGAGGAAGACAUCUAUGAGCUGCUGUACAAAGAAAUUGAAAUCUGUCCAAAAGUCACUCAGAGCAUCCACAUUGAGAAGUCAGAUACAGCUGCUGAUACUUAUGGGUUUUCACUUUCUUCUGUGGAAGAAGAUGGUAUUCGAAGGCUGUACGUGAACAGUGUGAAGGAAACCGGCUUAGCUUCCAAGAAAGGCCUGAAAGCGGGAGAUGAGAUUCUUGAGAUCAAUAAUCGUGCCGCUGACGCCCUGAACUCUUCUAUGCUCAAAGAUUUCCUCUCACAGCCCUCGCUGGGCCUCCUGGUGAGGACCUACCCCGAGCUGGAGGAAGGAGUGGAGCUGCUGGAAAGCCCGCCCCACCGAGUGGACGGCCCUGCGGACCUUGGCGAGAGCCCCCUCGCCUUUCUCACCAGCAACCCAGGGCACAGCCUCUGCAGCGAGCAGGGCAGCAGUGCUGAGACCGCUCCAGAGGAGACCGAGGGGCCAGACUUGGAAUCCUCAGAUGAGACUGAUCACAGCAGCAAGAGUACAGAACAGGUGGCCGCAUUUUGCCGCAGUUUGCACGAGAUGAACCCCUCUGACCAGAGCCCAUCUCCUCAGGACUCCACGGGGCCUCAACUGGCGACCAUGAGACAACUCUCAGAUGCAGAUAAGCUGCGUAAGGUGAUCUGCGAGCUCCUGGAGACGGAGCGCACCUACGUGAAGGAUUUAAACUGUCUCAUGGAGAGAUACCUAAAGCCUCUUCAAAAAGAAACUUUUCUCACCCAAGAUGAGCUUGACGUGCUUUUUGGAAAUUUAACGGAAAUGGUAGAGUUUCAAGUAGAAUUCCUUAAAACUUUAGAAGAUGGAGUGAGACUGGUACCUGAUUUGGAAAAGCUUGAGAAGGUCGACCAAUUUAAGAAAGUGCUGUUCUCUCUGGGGGGAUCGUUCCUGUAUUAUGCUGACCGCUUCAAGCUCUACAGUGCCUUCUGCGCCAGCCACACAAAAGUUCCCAAGGUCCUGGUGAAAGCCAAGACAGACACGGCUUUCAAGGCGUUCUUGGAUGCCCAGAACCCGAAGCAGCAGCACUCAUCCACGCUGGAGUCGUACCUCAUCAAGCCCAUCCAGAGGAUCCUCAAGUACCCACUUCUGCUCAGGGAGCUGUUCGCCCUGACCGAUGCGGAGAGCGAGGAGCACUACCACCUGGACGUGGCCAUCAAGACCAUGAACAAGGUUGCCAGUCACAUCAAUGAGAUGCAGAAAAUCCAUGAAGAGUUUGGGGCUGUGUUUGACCAGCUGAUCGCUGAACAGACUGGUGAGAAAAAAGAGGUUGCAGAUCUGAGCAUGGGAGACCUGCUUUUGCACACCACCGUGAUCUGGCUGAACCCGCCGGCCUCGCUGGGCAAGUGGAAAAAGGAACCAGAGUUGGCAGCCUUCGUCUUCAAAACUGCUGUGGUCCUUGUGUAUAAAGAUGGUUCCAAACAGAAGAAGAAACUUGUAGGAUCACACAGGCUUUCCAUUUAUGAGGACUGGGACCCCUUCAGAUUUCGACACAUGAUCCCCACGGAAGCGCUGCAGGUUCGAGCUUUGGCGAGUGCAGAUGCAGAGGCAAAUGCUGUGUGUGAAAUUGUCCAUGUAAAAUCCGAGUCCGAAGGGAGGCCAGAGAGGGUCUUCCACUUGUGCUGCAGCUCCCCAGAGAGCCGAAAGGAUUUCCUGAAGGCUGUGCAUUCAAUCCUGCGCGAUAAGCACAGAAGACAGCUCCUCAAAACUGAGAGCCUUCCCUCAUCCCAGCAAUAUGUCCCUUUUGGAGGCAAAAGAUUGUGUGCACUGAAGGGGGCCAGGCCGGCCAUGAGCAGGGCAGUGUCUGCCCCAAGCAAGUCUCUUGGGAGGAGGAGGCGGCGGCUGGCUCGAAACAGGUUUACCAUUGAUUCUGAUGCCGUCUCCGCAAGCAGCCCGGAGAAAGAGUCCCAGCAGCCCCCCGGUGGUGGGGACACUGACCGAUGGGUAGAGGAGCAGUUUGAUCUUGCUCAGUAUGAAGAGCAAGAUGACAUCAAGGAGACAGACAUCCUCAGUGACGAUGAUGAGUUCUGUGAGUCCGUGAAGGGCGCCUCAGUGGACAGAGACCUGCAGGAGCGGCUUCAGGCCACCUCCAUCAGUCAGCGGGAAAGAGGCCGGAAAACCCUGGAUAGUCACGCGUCCCGCAUGGCGCAGCUCAAGAAGCAAGCUGCCCUGUCGGGGAUCAAUGGAGGCCUGGAGAGCGCAAGCGAGGAAGUCAUUUGGGUUAGGCGUGAAGACUUUGCCCCCUCCAGGAAACUGAACACUGAGAUCUGACUGUGUCACCUGCCCCGUAGAGAAUGUGUGUAGAUACUUCCUGCCCUAACUCUGCCCACCCUCCUGUACCGUCGACAAGAAUGUCCCCUUAGGUCGCGCUCUUGCACACACGGUUUUGGCAGCUGACUUGGUUCUGAAGCCAUGUAGCCACCCAACUUUGUCAUUUUCAACAACAUCAGAAAGAAUUCCUCAGAAUCCCAAAUAAGCUUGAGUCCUAUCUUCUGUAUAUUACUAAGGGCUUUUAUUUAUUCUCAAUGAAUCAGGGCCUGAACCAUUAAAAGAAAAAAGAUUCUAUAGCACUGGAAAGCAAAUCACCCCCAGGAGUUAAUGGAUGUACGACAGAUUAAUUUAAGGGAUAGUAGCACACACACGAUCCUUCUAUCUGGAAUCAGUCUCCUAGUUGGGGAAACCUCUUUCACACACAAAAUGAAAUGAAACGUGUACAGCUUGCAGUGUUCUGACUGUACCCUUCCCUCUUCCAUGUCUGAGAAUCUCUGUGUAUUUUAAGAAUGUGUGAGGAGAGGGUGGCGAUUCAUGUUUCAAUGAGCCUUUUUUUUUUCUCCUUCCUGUUUUGGUCUAUGGCUGGUCUUAACUCUGUGUCCAUGUUCGGAAGCUCUAGUUUUGCAUAGAAUUAUAGAGAUGCCAAACUCUUUGAAAAGAGAUCCAAAUUUAUCGCUUGAGAGAAAGAAAAGAAACACUAUUUUUUGUAUUUUACCUGAGAUACAGGGGCACAAAUAGAUGAGAAUUUUACAGUGUUAGUGUAUCCCUGAGCCUAAAAAAUGAGGAUAUAACCUUUUACAGAGAGAGUGAGGCGUGGUGGUUUUAUAUUUAUAUAUGAAAGGCCAACAAGCUCAUGCUAAGGAUAUACUUUUCUUCCAAGAAGCGGAUUUUUUUUUUUUUUUUUUUUAACGUUUGAAUCUAUAUUUGAGAUGGGAGUUUGGUUGGAUUAAACAUGACACCCAGUUGGGCGGUGUGUGUGUCUGUUGCACGUGGCAGGGAGGGGAGCCUCCUUCUCAUGGGGUUGCCAUGGUGAUCACUGGUUUUUCCAUCAAAAUUGCAUCUUCAUCCAUAGAUUACCUUCCCCUUCCCUGACAGUCCAUAACCAAACCUUUAAACAGAACAACCUCUUUAAAAACUUCUCUUGUGUUUAACACUUUCUUCAUGCCAACGAAACAGGGUAAACAUGCUCAAAACAUUAACAGUCUAAACAGAUAUCCAAAUACUAAGAAGAAAAACAAGUUAUAGCACUUUCAACUUUUUUUUUUUUAAAAAGGUUUAUAGCUUUUUCUUUUCCCAUGUCACAAUGUGUGUCCACUUCCUAAGAAGGGUUUAAAAUACUAUGAAAACUUUCUUUUUGGGGAAAAUAUCUAUUUGGUGUUUGACACAUCAGUAGGUACUUUAAAGACCUGAAUUUUAUAGUAGCUUUAGGAGUUAUAUUUUAUAAAAAUCAGUUAUGACUUUAUAUUUCCAGACAAUAGAGAGUUCAGUACAUCAUGCUCUUGUGCCUCUGCCUGCUUUUCCUGCGUUCCCACCCUGUAUUCCCCCCACCUUUCGGGUUUCCAGGGCUUCGAGCUUGAUCUUUUGAAAGUUUUAUUCUAUUAAAUUUUUGCUAUAUCUUCUGGUUUUCUUAAAGAGCUUUAGAAUGGUUUCUAUACCCUUUGUAUCACUGCAUUUUUCCAUAUCAUCUCCGGUUCGAUCACAUCCAGAUGGAAAACGGAAGCAGAGGCUUCUAAUCGUCGCAUUUACUGGCUCCAGUGCAACACAUCCAUCUGAAAACACUCGGAAGUCUGGUGCUUGGAGAGGGUGCCAUUGUCUCUUGUACAUAAGGUCAUGACGUGUCUAUGUCAAAAGUUCUUAUAUAUUUCUUUUAUAAGCUGAAAGAAGGUCUAUUUUUAUGUUUUUAGGUCUAUGAAUGGAACGUUGUAAAUGCUUGUCAGACAAUAAAAAUAAUGAAAAGUG
Nomascus leucogenys (northern white-cheeked gibbon) is the source of this 8383-nucleotide messenger RNA. It is a transcript of the gene TIAM1, whose product is annotated as TIAM Rac1 associated GEF 1. Gene Ontology annotation, molecular function: guanyl-nucleotide exchange factor activity; protein binding. The record is from RefSeq and is a predicted model, not a curated record. Gene Ontology annotation, biological process: activation of GTPase activity; small GTPase-mediated signal transduction; positive regulation of axonogenesis. Gene Ontology annotation, cellular component: cytosol; plasma membrane; synapse. The coding region runs from base 1649 to 6424 and encodes 1591 amino acids. NCBI's taxonomy places the organism in Eukaryota, Metazoa, Chordata, Mammalia, Primates, Hylobatidae. The transcript has 27 exons.